Verticillium dahliae VdLs.17 is the source of this 2475-nucleotide messenger RNA. Its product is annotated as elongator complex protein. Gene Ontology annotation, biological process: tRNA wobble uridine modification. NCBI's taxonomy places the organism in Eukaryota, Fungi, Ascomycota, Sordariomycetes, Glomerellales, Plectosphaerellaceae. The transcript has 3 exons. The coding region runs from base 1 to 2475 and encodes 824 amino acids. Gene Ontology annotation, molecular function: protein binding. The record is from RefSeq and is a predicted model, not a curated record. Gene Ontology annotation, cellular component: elongator holoenzyme complex.
AUGCCCGAUCUCCAAGCAACGGCCGAGUAUCUCUCUACCGGUGCUAAUAGGCACACUGCCGUCGCCGACUGGAGCCAGUCUGGUGUGCUUGCCUUUGGUGCCAACUCCAACAUCUGCCUCUGGACACCAUCUGCAAGUAGUCAUGUUGGUAUUGCAGGCAUCCUGAGUGGUCACAAGGAUGCGGUCAAGGCGGUCAAAUUUCUGCCGCCAACGGAAGGCGGCAACGAGGUCAUCAUCAGCGGCUCUGACGACAAGACGCUGAAGCUGUGGGAGCUCAACGCAGACCACGCUACAGGGCAGUGCGUCCAAACUCUGACGGAUCACACGGCGCCCAUCAACACUAUUGCCAUCCUCAAGUCAAGAAAUCCUUCGACGCCGACCCUCAUUGCAACGGGUGCUGCCGAUGCAACGUUCCGAGUGUGGAAGUACGAGGCAGGCCGACUCCUCCUUCUGAGCACCAUCAAACCGACACCCAAAUUCUUCCCCCUCACUCUCGCCCUGAGCACCCUCGAUCACGGGGACGAUGUCGUUGUUCUCGCUGUGGCAGGCACCAGGGACAUAAUCCAGAUCCAUGUUGCCGCCAACACAGCCGCCUCUCUAGACUUCCAGCUGCAGGCGACCCUGACAGGCCACGAAGGCUGGAUUCGAUCGCUCGACUUCACAUGGGAGAGCAGUGCCGCAGACAGCGACCUUCUUCUGGCCUCCGCGAGCCAGGACAAAUACGUCCGUCUCUGGCGCCUCCACCAGGGCAGCGAACUUCCCGCCAUGACGAGCAACGCCGACCCCGCCACAAGUGCUUUUUUGCCGGGCAAGUCACCUGCCAACAAGGCCCAUCGGCUGCAGUCCUGCGACAAGGUCUUUUCCAUCACAUUCGAGGCGCUCCUAUUAGGCCACGAAGAUUGGAUCUACAGCGCAAAGUGGUUCCGUUCUGAGACGGAACAAGGUGGCGGCGGCACCAACAGGCCCCUGCAGCUCCUGUCCACGUCAGCCGACAACUCUCUCGCCAUCUGGGAAGCGGACCCGGCGUCGGGCAUCUGGGUCAGCAUGGUACGACUGGGUGACAUUAGCCGCGAAAAGGGCGCCACGACAGCGACGGGCAGCAUCGGCGGGUUCUGGACGGGCCUGUGGGCGCCUGACGGCCAGUCGGUGGUGUGUCUCGGCCGCACGGGUAGCUGGAGGCGCUGGGUGUGGGACGAUGCGAGGGACGAGUGGAAGCCCGCGCUCUCCAUCAGCGGACACACAAAGGCCGUGACGGGAAUUGCGUGGGCCAAGGGCGGCGAGUCCCUGGUGUCGACGAGCGGCGACCAGACGACGAGGCUGCACGGGCGCUGGAAGGAGGGGCACGGCGAGACGUGGCAUGAGAUGUCGAGGCCCCAGAUCCACGGGUACGACCUCAACUGCAUCGACACGCUGGGCGCGACGCAGUUUGUCUCGGGCGCUGACGAGAAGCUCAUGCGCGUCUUUGGCCGGCCGCGUGCCGUUGCCAAGCUCCUUGGCCGACUGGACGGAUCUGGCUCCGAUCAGGACGCCGGCGUCAACGAUGUUGCUGACGCUGCCGACAUGCCCGUGCUCGGCCUGUCCAACAAGGCCAUCGACGCCGCUGACCCGGCUGGCCAUGUCGAGGCCGAAGCCGACGCCGAUGCUGCCCCCGCCGUUCGCACAACAGCCCUUGACAUUGACCACCCCCCUUUCGAGGACAGCCUCUCCCGCCACACGCUGUGGCCCGAGGUCGAGAAGCUCUACGGUCACGGCUACGAGAUCUCGUGCCUCGCCACGUCUCACGACGGCAAGCUCGUCGCCAGCGCCUGCAGAGCGAGCUCCCUCAACCACGCCGUCAUUCGCAUCUUCGAGACGGACACGUGGGUCGAGGUCAGGCCGCCGCUGGCCGCGCACACCCUGACCGCGACGCGUCUGCGCUUCUCCCGCGACGACCGGUACCUCCUCAGCGUCGGCCGCGACCGGCAGUGGGCCGUAUUUGAGCGCGACGGCGAGGGCGCCCCGCGCUAUCAGCUCCUGCAGGCGAACCCCAAGGGCCACAGCCGCAUGAUCCUCGACGCGGCGUGGGCGCCGUCGGCGAGCCCGGCGGCGUUCGCCACGGCCGGACGAGACAAGAAGGUGCGCGUCUGGAGCGCGAAGACGGCCGACGAUGGCAAGACGGCGUUCGUGCAGGCCGCCGAGGUUGCCUGCGGCGAGCCCGUCACGGCUGUAGACUUUCUGGGGAGGACGCUUGCGAACGGGGCGUUGGUGCUGGCGGUGGGUACCGAGUCUGGCAAGAUGGCGGUUCACACGCUGGACGCGACGAGUUUGCAGGUGGUCAGCAGCACGCCGUUGCCAGAGCACCUCUGUCUGCCUACGACGGUUCUCCAACUCGCUUGGCGCCCCGCGGACGAUGACAGCCAGGAGUACCAGCUGGCCGUUGCUGGAGAAGACAGCUCCACGAGGAUUUACCGCUUGCCGGGGCUGGUCUCGGCGUAA